AUGUGGAAUGCUCCGGCGCAUCCGCCAGUUUUGGGUUCCUUUUGUGAUAGGCGUAGUGGCCUAUACUACCUCGCAGACCCUGGCGAGAUACCCUCAGCUGAAACCUUUGAUGGCGACCGUGAAUGGCCUUUGUCGCAAGAUGCGGGACGGCCCUCCUCUUUCAACUUCGCGAUUAUCUUCCCCAUCAUUGUUGGCUCGCUGAUAGUACCGCGCUUCCUCCAAGUGAGGAUAAUGACUUCUCAACACAUGGAUGUUGAGACAUUCCCUCUGUGCAGGCUGAAAUGACUGCCCUCUGCUACAAAAUCAAGUCGUCUCUGCUGUUCGCCCUCUACGAUCUCCUUGGCGAUCUGGCGGUGCCCUAUGCUGACAUGCUCCAUGUCAAUGCCAUCCGGAUCUGCACACGUAUCCGCGACGGCCGCUGGCCCAAAGCGGGAGACACGGUUGGCAUCCAUGGCCUUUCCGAGACUUCAGGCAGCAGCGAGACAACCCGCACACGGGCAACGAGAAGGAAGGGAGCAGCGUUAUUCAUCAAACGAGCCGGCAGUGAGAUCUAUCAGAGUGUGAUGCGGGCAGGCCGCAUGCGGUCGACAACAAGCGGGCUAUCAUCCAUGGCGUCCGUGGUCGAUCCGCAGAGCAACUUUAUGGCGUAUGACGUCCGUCCGAGGUACCUUCGGGCGUUGGCGGACCAAACUCAUGCCUACAACCAAGCCGUCAUGAAUCUGUCGUUGAUGCAGUGGCCUGAAAAACGGGUCCCUCAACGUGUGCUUCGUCAAUUCCAUCGUCCAGCUGAUGGUCCACUCGCUGCGCCUCAUCGGUACCUCACCCGGACACAGAGCGCAUGAAUAUGCACACAUGGCGACCUUUGUGUCUGUUCCGUGUUGCUGUGCGUAAGUGAUGUGUUUCAGAGCCUGUCCGAGUAUCUCACGUCGGUUUUCCCAGAUGUAG
Messenger RNA from Vitrella brassicaformis, 945 nucleotides. Lineage: Eukaryota; Vitrellaceae. The record is from the annotation of a GenBank genome assembly.